Patiria miniata (bat star) is the source of this 3046-nucleotide messenger RNA. RefSeq lists its product as uncharacterized. NCBI's taxonomy places the organism in Eukaryota, Metazoa, Echinodermata, Asteroidea, Valvatida, Asterinidae. The record is from RefSeq and is a predicted model, not a curated record.
AAUCGUGAUGAUGGAGGGACAUACAGAUAUCUACGGUUUUCAGCAUCCAAUCAACAACCAGCCGUUACUAUUCCAUUAUCUCUGCCAGAUACUGCAGGAUCAUCUCAUUGCAUCUUCAAGGAAAUCGACUGAGCUUAGCAAGAAAUGGGAGGAAUAUGUGAGCAUUAUUGGACACGUCUCUGCCAUCAAACAGGAUGACCUGAGAGAACUGGUGUAUGAUGGGAUACCAACGGACUACCGCAGUGAGAUCUGGUCCUACCUUGUCCUGCAACAAGUCAAGCAACUCAAAGCUGAGAAAAGUGAGGAUUAUUUUCAGUGGCUGUGUAAUCGCAUUGGGACCUCCUCCUCAGUGGAUAAAUACAGGAGACAGAUAGAUCUGGAUCUUCUACGUACCAUGCCCCACAAUAUCUACUUCAAUAGCAAGGAUGCCGAGGGGGUAAAGCAGUUACGACAGAUACUAGAGGCGUUUUGUGUUCACAACCCCAAGGUGGGUUACUGUCAAGGCAUGAACUUCAUUGCAGGAACUUGUCUGCUCUUCAUGGAUGUGGAAAUGGCUUUCUGGUGCAUGGUUGCUGUAGUUGAGUCUUACUUUCCAGCCAACUACUUUGACAGUAGUCUGAUUGGUGCACAGGCCGACCAGAAUAUUCUGAAGGACAUCCUGGAAUUGAGACUACCCCGACUCCAUGCCCAUCUGGAUGAUAUAGGCAUUGAGAUGUGUUCAUUCACACUGAACUGGUUCCUGGCUAUAUUCUUUGACGUUGUCCCGUUCACGAUGCUGCUCCGUAUCUGGGAUUGUUUCCUGUUUGAUGGCCUACGGGUCCUUUUCCAGUUCUCCAUCGCAUUGCUUCAGUACCAUGAGACAUCAUUGUUACAGAAGAAAGACAUCUUAGCGAUACUGAAAGACACCAAGUCCAUGGCUAAGCUAACGCAGGAUAUUCAAGCCAUUGUCGAUAUUGUUAGAGACAGCAACGACAAUUUCCCAUCCUUGGCCUGGAUCCAGCAAAAGCAGCAGCACUACAUAAACAUCCUGCGAGCUGUCUAUGAGCAGCAGGAGAAAGCCAGGGAGGAGUUUGAGAGACAGGAAGGUCUCGCGCCGGCCACACCCAUCUUCCAAAGUGAAGGGGAAGACGGUCUUGUACAGGAUCUGAAGAUGGAUUGUGCAGUGGAGUGCUACUCAGGUCACUUACUAGUCUGCCGUGGAGAGUUGAGGCAGGGUUGGGUUGGACGAGUUGAUAUUGGCAAAUGCAUCAAACAGAACUAUGGAAUAAGGUUGGACAACCGCAUUGUGUGUUUAACCAUGGCUGGCAUUGACAUGGCACUAUUGGGAACGGUCUCAAAUUUCUUGUAUGCAUUCAGUAUCGGAACUCAGGAGGAGCUUUGGUUUGAGAGGUUACGAGACACUCCUCUAAGUAUCGUCUACAAUCCACAAACAAGGAAUGUAUACAUUGGAUUAGCAGAUGGAACACUGGCUGUUAUUGAGGGUGUGAGCCAUGCCAGUCCCCGGGAUGUCUUCUAUCACGCCAUCGGUGCCAGCCCAAUACGCAGCGUUCUCUACCUCCCUAAGCUGGACAAGAUAUGGUGUGCCUGUGGUAACGCUGUCAGCAUCCUCAACAAUUCUUUGAAUGCCAAGGAUGGUUUUGAGAUUUCCAAGAGUCCUGAUAUCCACAUCUCUGGGCUGUACCUCGGUGAUCAUGGGGUCUGGGUUACUGUCCGUGGCUCAGCUAUUGCAAUGUUGUGGGAUGAAGAGCAGCUGCAGUGUGUUCUACUUCACGAUACCUCCACAGACCAAACGCCAAUCUUCACCAAGCCCCAUGAAAGCCUUGCCAAGUCCAAGAUCACCUCACUUCUUACCUAUAAAAACACCCUGUGGGUGGGCACAGCUGAUGGCCACUUAACCAUCUACACAACUGUCAAAGUUGUUGGGCCAGAAUCUUGUUUAACUCUGGAAAAUGGAGACCAUAACCAAAUGGAGAAUUCUGAAGAAUCAGAUAAAGACUUGAAUAAUGAGGCAGCAAAAGAAGGACCUGAGGCUGAGAGAGCUGAGGCUGUUGGAGAUGAUGUUGUGAGUGAUGAUGAAGAUGAUGUGAAACCACAGAACACCUCCUCUCAAACAUUGAAGGAGUUCGUUGUCGUGGUAUCGUCCAAAGGGUUGCCAGAGUCUCAGCCUGGUAGUGACACUGAUACCAGUACCAGAUCACAUCUGCCUCAUCUUGCCAAGGUACAAGACAUGCCUGGGACCAUCACCAGCAGCGAUGAUGAGCAUAAGCCUAAGGCUGGGCCCAAGGCUGUGCGAAAGCUCCGCAAGGGCAGCCGUAAGGGUCACAACAACCCCCGUGCACUGCGUAAGAUGUGGCAGGCCCGCCAGAAAUCCUCCACCUCUGUGGAACGGCAAGAAGAAGAGCUGUCCCCCCGAAGCUCCAAAACCAUGGAGAAGGUCCAAUCUGUGUUUGGGAAGCUCACCCUAGGGACAACAACGUCAAAGUCCAAGCAGUACCGCUACAGCCGGGAACUCCGGGAUGAGACUCGACGUGGGUCCAAGAUCUGUCUGAAUGAAACCUCAGAGCCCAGUACCUCAACCAUGUCCCUGAUGUCACUUGUAGAUGCUGAGUCCACGGUAUUACGACCACAGUCACUCUUGUCUAGAGACUCAAUAGGAGAUGUCUACACCCAGUAUGCAUCCAGACCCAGACCACCAUUGUUUGAUGCAUCUGAGAUUGAAGUCCAUCCAGGAUAUGAACUUAACAUUGAAGCUAAGAGAAAGAUCUCUGAUUAUCAGGUCCGCUGUCUUGUGUUAACAAGUUUGGAAGAUGGGGAGCCUGCCAUUGUUAGCUGUGCCGGUUUCUAUGGCGAUGAUGAAUCAAUGCUACGCUGGACUUGCCACAUGCGUGAGGUAUGUGCAAUUAGAUUACAUGUAGCUAUGGUGUUGUCAUGGCCAACUAAUUUACCUGGUUGUGACAUGGAUGUUACAUUGGCAUCCCCACUAUCCUAUGUGUGUGUGUAUGAGUUUUGUCAGGGCAGCCAGGAACCCAUUUCUACCUUCUCCUGA